CUGUUUUCUCUCAGUGUGUUCAGGGUUGAGUGAGUGUUCACUGCGGCUGUUGUGGGACGGCAACGGGGCUCAGAAAGAAGUAAAGGUGGAUAUUGUGGAUUGUCGCGCGAGUUGUCAGUUCAGUGACUGAGUUUGGGUUCGAGGCUUAACACGAUUUAAACGCGUCACUAUAUCGCAGCUUGGAUAUAUUGUCGUGCCAUGGCUCUGCGAGCGAGAGCUCUGUAUGACUUUAAUUCAGAAAAUCCGGGGGAAAUAUCGCUGAAGGAGCACGAGAUUGUGAGUCUGUGCGGCGAGCAGGACAUUGAUGGGUGGCUUGAGGGGACGAACUCCAGAGGGGAGAGUGGGCUCUUCCCUGCGUCCUACGUUGAGAUAUUGAGGAAUGACAACGUGUCGUCGUCUUUAAACAACAACAGCUCUGGUUAUUCCAAAAGUCCCAGUGGUGGUUUUAACCCACCACCACCCAGCUUUGCAACCUGUCCGGCACUACCUCAGACACAUCCAGGUUCCCCGGCCAGUGAUGACGACUGGGAUGACGAAUGGGACGAUCACUCAUCUGUGACAGACGAGCCAAGAGGUGGUGGACAUUACACGAACUAUGACGGAAAUGGACCCUCUACCUACAGUAUCUCCACAGCAUCGAUCCCCAGAGGCGGGCAGCACGCCAAGAGUUCAGCCACAGUCAGCAGAAAUCUGAACAGGUUCUCGACUUUCGUGAAGUCUGGCGGUGAGGCUUUUGUGUUGGGGGAAGCGUCUGGAUUUGUGAAGGAUGGAGAUAAAAUCUUUGUCGUCAUGGGUCAGUACGGUCCGGAGUGGCAGGAAAACCCCUACCCGUUUUCUUGCACUAUUGACGACCCGACCAAACAGACGAAAUUCAAAGGCAUGAAAAGUUACAUUUCCUACAAACUGACACCGACCCACACACAGAACCAGCCCAACAGAAGAUACAAGCAUUUCGAUUGGCUAUACGCCCGGUUGGUGGAAAAAUUCCCCGUCAUCUCUGUGCCGCACAUCCCGGAGAAACAAGCAACGGGUCGUUUCGAAGAAGACUUCAUAUCCAAGAGAAGAAGAGGGUUGAUAUGGUGGAUGAACCAUAUGACCAGCCACCCAGUGCUCGCCAGGUGCGAUGUUUUCCAGCACUUCCUCACCUGCCCCUCCACGGAUGAAAAGCUUUGGAAGCAGGGAAAGCGGAAAGGCGAGAAGGACGAGAUGGUCGGCGCUAAUUUUUUCCUCACCAUCAGCACCCCUGCCGCCCCCCUGGACUUGCAGGAUGUUGAAAGCAAAAUCGAUGGUUUCAAGACCUUUUCCAGAAAAAUGGACGACAGCGUGGUGCAAGUCAAUGCCACGCUCAGUGAGUUUGCGAGGAAACAGAUCGCUGGGUUCAAGAAAGAAUAUCAGAGAGUGGGACAGUCUUUUAAAUAUCUAAAUCAAGCGUUUGACCUCGACCAACAGUCUUUCUCGGCCGGUUUGAACCAUGCGAUUGCAUACACGGGGGAAGCCUACGAAACUAUUGGAGACUAUUUUGCAGAGCAACCUAAACAAGAUGUGGACCUGGUGAUGGAUUUGUUAGCCUUGUACCAAGGACACCUUGCGAACUACCCUGAUAUCAUCCAUGUACAGAAAGGAGCUCUCACAAAGGUCAAAGACAGUAAAAAGCACAUAGAGGAAGGAAAGAUGGAGAGUCAGCAAGCCGACGGAGUCCUGGAACGCUGCAACAUCAUCUCUUUCGCAACGAUGGCUGAGAUCCAGCACUUCCACCAGAUUAGAGUGCGAGACUUUAAGGGUCAGAUGCAGCACUUUCUACAACAGCAGAUCAUCUUCUUCCAGAAGAUCACUGGCAAGCUAGAGGAAGCCCUGCAGAAGUACGACAAUGCCUAAACGGGUUGGACUGACAGAGCCUCAUCUUGCUCAGCAGAGAGACAGACGGACAUCAGCCAAUCACAAGCCAGAGAACUUUCCUGUCGAUAACUCUGUCCCCACAUAAUGUAUGUCAGUUAUGAGGAAUAUAAGGAUAUAAUGAGACAAUGAUAUUACUCUCUGAAAAGUGUAUUUCUAGAGAAGAUUUUCGAGGGUUUUGACUGUAUUAUCCUCUGAGAAACUAAUAAGGAUUACAGCGACACGCAGGAAUACAAGUCAAAGACAGAUUUUAUUCUAAUAUAAUCACUGAGAGCAUGUCAUGCUAAUAUAUAAUGUUUUGAGUGUCACCGAUGUAUCGAUAUGACUGCCAGCUUUAAACACUUCUUAGCUUUUUUUAGACUAAAGUUUACAGCCCCGCUGACAUCCCUGUUGUGCCUUUAAUUCCGUCUCAUUGGUAUUUUCAGAAGUUGUUAAUAAGUUAUAUAUAUAUAAUUUUUUUCUAAAUUUGUUUUACAAGACUUGAUUUUAAAACAAAGCUUAAAGUCAGAGUAAAGUGACAUUAAAAUACUGUGUUUUGAGUUUGUCACACAACAAUAAAGUCUGUUAUUAACCACCCAGCCAAAUUUGAAUGGAGAAAAAAACCUCCAAGUAAAUAAAAUAAGUUAUCAAUAAGUUCUAAGCUAAAGUACUCUCCGCUCUCAAACGCUGGGGGCGUGGCGCUGAAGCCAUGCCCACUCGUGGCGCUCGUCCUGAACCUGAGUCCCCGGCCCAGAGGCUAUAUGUGAAUUAUGUGAAUAUGUUUUAUGGGAGGAUUUGAAUUCAAACACGCGCAAUAUUCAUCAAUAGUGCAGCGAUCCUCCAUCCGUUCGCGUUAUUCUCCUCCGUCCAUUCGAGUCUGCGUUACCAUUUACUUGUUAUUUGACGUGAUAUUUGUUUAGUUGGGCAGAGUGAGAGGCUGAAAGCGUAUGCGUGAGAGCUUACAACCCUGAGCUUGUGAUUGAGCAGACACCUGAUGUUAGGCGCUCUAGUGAUAGGGCGUCAUCGUUUUAGCCCUGCCCAAAAAAUCCUGAACAGAGAAUUGGUGAAAAUCGGUUUCACGAUUUAACUCCACAGUUCAGUUCUACAUACUUCUGAGACUUUAUGAUGUGUUUCAGCAAUACAUUUCUAACAUCUAUAAUGUGUUUAGAAACAAAACUCAGAAUUCUCUACACCCGGACUUUAAACUUGUAGGGUACUGUAGCUCACUCCAUAAACUUCAAGCGUAGUUGUUGCUGGUUACAAUGCCCUAAUUUGGUGUUCUGACAGAUUUUUGUAUCGUGAUUUUUUGGACACAAGAUACAGAUUGCGUCAUUACUGAAAGACUUGUAACAAUAAGACAGACACCUGAGCAUGUGGAAAUGUGAACAGAAAGCAUAGCACUCUCAGGAUUCCAAGACUUUUCCAGUGAUUUUGGUCAUCUUGACUACAAACUAAUGUGCUCAGACAAUUGAGUUCAUUUUUUACUAAAAAAAGUACUUUUCAUUGUGGAAGAAAAACAUAAAGCUGUGCUGAAAUUUCCGAAAUAAACGAUUCACAUAACUUUG
Messenger RNA from Triplophysa dalaica, 3437 nucleotides. It is a transcript of the gene snx18a, whose product is annotated as sorting nexin 18a. NCBI's taxonomy places the organism in Eukaryota, Metazoa, Chordata, Actinopteri, Cypriniformes, Nemacheilidae. The coding region runs from base 199 to 1875 and encodes 558 amino acids. Gene Ontology annotation, molecular function: protein binding; phosphatidylinositol binding. Gene Ontology annotation, biological process: endosomal transport; mitotic cell cycle; endocytosis. Gene Ontology annotation, cellular component: cytoplasmic vesicle; plasma membrane. The record is from RefSeq and is a predicted model, not a curated record. The transcript has 3 exons.